AUGCAGGCACAAACCCUAGGUGAUUACCUGAAUCUUAGAAUCUAUUUUGCUGGCUCAAUCGCCAAUGCCAUAUUGGUGUUGUUUGAUGUUGGCAAUUGUUACAUUUAUUUGUUGGCAAUGAGUGAUGCACAGACAGCUGGAUUAUUUUGGUUUGGCCUCGUCUAUGUUGAGAUAUUGGAGAUUGAUGUGAUGCCCUCUUCACCUACCUAUCUUCAUGCAGUGCUGAAUGGGCUCCUCUGGUUCUUAUCUCCUUCUGUUUUAGUUGUGUCAUAUGCAAACAGUUCCUGCUUCAUUUGUUACACCUUACUGAAUAACAAAAGAAAAAUGGAGCAUGUUUUGGAAAAAAGAUUCCCUCUUAAUGCAGAAGAUUACAAGUUAUAUGAAGAAGUUGGUGAAGGCGUUAGUGCCUCUGUAUACAGGGCUCUCUGUGUUCCACUCAAUGAGAUAGUUGCCAUCAAGGUUCUCGAUCUAGAGAAGUGCAAUAAUGAUUUGGAUGGAAUUCGAAGAGAGGUUCAGACCAUGAGCUUGAUUGAUCAUCCAAAUGUUUUACAGGCACAUUGCUCUUUUACUACCGGACACAAUCUAUGGGUUGUAAUGCCAUACAUGGCAGGGGGGUCUUGCCUUCAUAUAAUGAAAUCUGCCUAUCCGGAGGGUUUUGAAGAACCUGUUAUUGCUACUUUAUUGCAUGAAGUUCUCAAAGCUCUUGUCUAUCUUCAUGCCCAUGGUCACAUACAUAGAGAUGUUAAGGCUGGGAAUAUUCUACUUGAUUCUAAUGGUGCUGUCAAACUAGCUGACUUUGGAGUGUCAGCAUGUAUGUUUGAUACUGGAGAUAGGCAACGUUCAAGAAACACUUUUGUAGGAACACCAUGCUGGAUGGCUCCUGAAGUCAUGCAGCAAUUACAUGGAUAUGAUUUUAAAGCAGAUAUAUGGUCAUUUGGUAUCACAGCACUCGAACUUGCUCAUGGUCAUGCCCCGUUUUCAAAGUAUCCACCUAUGAAAGUUUUGCUUAUGACUUUACAAAAUGCCCCUCCAGGUCUUGAUUAUGAAAGAGACAAGAGAUUUUCAAAGGCUUUCAAGGAGUUGGUUGCCACCUGCUUAGUUAAAGAUCCAAAAAAACGUCCAAGUUCAGAAAAGCUUUUAAAGCAUCACUUCUUUAAACAUGCACGUGCCAGCAAAUAUCUAGCUCGCACCAUUCUAGAUGGCCUUGCUCCUUUAGGAGAUCGUUUUAGAACACUGAAGGCUAAAGAAGCAGAUUUAUUGGUGCAGAACAAGGCUCUUUAUGAGGAUAAGGAUCAAUUAUCUCAGAAAGAAUAUAUUCGAGGAAUUAGUGCCUGGAAUUUUAACCUGGAGGAUUUAAAAAGUCAAGCUGCUCUUAUUCAAGAUGAUGACAUACCUAAUGCAGAAGUGCCACAAAAGGAUAAGAAGCAAGAGGACAGAUCAGAUGACUUCAGGGUUCCUGCAGAGGGUUUAUCAUCUGUAACAGCUAAUCAUUCAGAUGAAGCACCCAGGCAGAACAAGGAGGAUGCAUUCAACAACCUUCAGGAUUUGGAGGGUUCACUUGCUUCAUUUCCUAGUAAACCUCUUCAAGCACUUAAAGGAUGUUUUGAUAUGUGUGAGGAUGACGUUAAUAACAACAGUCCAAGAGAUCUGGAUCACGAUUAUGGAAAUGAAUGUUCUGGGCAAAGUUCUUCAUUGCAACAAAAUGCUAUCACUCAGCAAAAAAAGUUUUCGAGUGGCUCUUUGCUACCUGAUAAUUUUCUUUAUCCAAAAAAGGUUGUCACUGAUGGGGACAGGGAUUAUCUACAAACAAAGUAUUCUUCGGAGAGGAAUCACAGUGGUCCAUUGCAAUAUCGACAGAAGAGGGAUACCAGCAAUCUUCCAUUGGUUGAUGACACAUCAGAUGGAGCAUUUGUCCAGCGUAGGGGACGGUUUAAGGUCACAUCAGCAGAUCUCAGUCCAAUGGGUCCUUCGAACAAUGCUUCUGGCCCAGUUGUUAGUCCUACCAGUCCACCAAAUCAAAAUCUCAUGGCUGUGGCUAUUCUUCCAUCGCUGCAGUGCAUCUUGCAGCAGAAUGGUUUGCAGAGGGAAGAGAUUAUAAAAUUAAUAAAGUAUGCAGAGCAAUCUUCUGGUAAGAAUGCAGAAUCAGUGGAGGCAGGGACAGUUGAUAGUUUGCAGGUACCUGCUACAAAUAGGGAGCGAGAGCUGCAUUUUCAGGUUAUUCAACUACAACACAGCAUUGGAAGCCUUGCUGAGGAAUUACAAAGACAAAAGCUGAAAAAUGUUCAGUUAGAGAAACAAUUGAGCAGUAUGAUUAACAAAGUGGAGAAGUGA
Molecule: messenger RNA, 2331 nt
Organism: Sphenostylis stenocarpa
Lineage: Eukaryota; Viridiplantae; Streptophyta; Magnoliopsida; Fabales; Fabaceae
Source: the annotation of a GenBank genome assembly